AUGACUACAGCUAGAGGCACCCUGGGAUACAUUGCACCUGAAGUGUUCUCUAGGAAUUUCGGCAUUGUGUCUUACAAGUCAGAUGUCUAUAGUUUUGGAAUGUUGUUGCUAGAGAUGGUAGGAGGAAGGAAGAAUAUUGGUUCAAGCGCAAUGAACACAAAUGAAAUUUACUACCCAGAAUGGAUCUAUAAUCUUCUAGAAGGAGGAGAUGACCUACGAAUUCAUAUUGGAGAUGACGGAGAUGGUAAAAUCCCGAAGACACUUGCAAUUGUAGGGCUCUGGUGCAUCCAGUGGCACCCGGUGGAUCGUCCAUCUAUGCAAAUAGUGGUUCAUAUGUUAGGAGGAGGAGAUAACUUGGCCAUGCCUCCUAAUCCUUUUGUCUCUGCAGGUCCUACAACAACACAUGCAAGCAUCCCAGCAAGACGCGUAGAGUUAGAAGCAAUUCCUGAAUUAGAGUAA
Molecule: messenger RNA, 459 nt
Organism: Prunus armeniaca (apricot)
Lineage: Eukaryota; Viridiplantae; Streptophyta; Magnoliopsida; Rosales; Rosaceae
Source: the annotation of a GenBank genome assembly